AUGUCGACAUUCCGGCCUUUUACUUGUAACGAUUUUUUCAAAUUCAAUAAAAUAAAUCUUGAUCUGUUGAUGGAGACUUACAUUAUGUUACACUAUAUACGUCAAUUGGCCCGCUGGCCGGAGUACUGUCAAGUGGCCGAAGCGCCGAAUGGGGAAAUUAUGGGCUACAUCAUGGGUAAAGCGGUUGGUGAAGGCGAAAACUGGCACGGCCACGUGUCGGCGCUUGCAGUAUCUCCCGACUAUCGCCGCUUGGGACUGGCUACAACGUUUAUGUACUUCCUUGAGGACGUAUCGGAAGAGAAGCGCUGCUACUUUGUGGAUUUGUUUGUACGUGUUAGCAAUGAGGUGGCAAUCGGUAUGUACACCAAACUCGGUUACAUUGUGUACCGAACCGUGUUGAAGUAUUAUGCCGAUGAAGAUGCUUACGAUAUGCGGAAAGCAUGCUCACGAGACGUACGACGGAAAUCGAUGAUUCCAGUGAAGCAUCCGUUUCAAGCGAAAACUAAGUAA
Messenger RNA from Sabethes cyaneus, 510 nucleotides. RefSeq names its product N-alpha-acetyltransferase 20-like. NCBI's taxonomy places the organism in Eukaryota, Metazoa, Arthropoda, Insecta, Diptera, Culicidae. The transcript has 2 exons. Gene Ontology annotation, molecular function: protein-N-terminal amino-acid acetyltransferase activity. The coding region runs from base 1 to 510 and encodes 169 amino acids. Gene Ontology annotation, biological process: N-terminal peptidyl-methionine acetylation. Gene Ontology annotation, cellular component: NatB complex. The record is from RefSeq and is a predicted model, not a curated record.